GCACGACUCCUUGUGUUUUCUGAUUGUGACGUGCGCGCGUUUGAUGACUUCCUAUCGAGCAGCAUUGCCAAACUGAUGGCGUCUCGGGGAGGAGGAGGAGCGCAUGCUAGCCGGCCGCCGCUGAGGGUGGGGCGCACCAAGGAGUACCGCAUGGGCAGGGACACGCAGCUACUCGCCGCCCAGGGCUCGCCGGUGAGCCUCUUCGUUCUCUGUGGCGACCGGUUCGAGGGUUCGCAGCUGUUCCGCUCUGGCGAACUGUCGGUGCACAUGAUCCGGGUCGAGGGCCACCCCGUGUCCAUGGCCUCUUGCACCGUCGGUGACCACCAGUGGAUGCUCGCCAGGGACGCACUCGUUGCGCGCGUUGACGCCCGCGUCUUCGUCUUCGAGCUGCCGGGGUUCUUCUACGCAGUCGUCGUGCCGCCGGACGACGCCGUCGGCUCCGGGGCCGCGGAGAGGAAAUGCGCCACACUGGCCGAGAUCUUCUCUCGGUUCUGCGCGUACCAGGAUCUCUCCAAUGCAGAAGGUGGAGAAGAAGCCGGCGACCAGCAGAGCCAGCACUGGAACCCAUGGGUUCGCGCACACGCUAGGAUACAGCGCCUCGGGAGGCCCACUACGAUGCCCGGCCGGGCAACCGCCGACGCGCCUGCCGCCAUCGGCAGCGCCAGGCAGAUGGAGCGCGCCGUGCGCACGUCGGCCGUUGUGAAGCUGCUCAACCGUUCCCUGCUCGCCGGCGCGCUCCAGCCCGCGCGGCACCUGACAAUCACCCUCGGUGCCGGUGUCGGCGCUGGCGCUGUUCGCGGCACAAGCGCACUCCCCACUGCCUUCGCCGCGGCGCUGCCGAGUAAGUCCGUCGUGUCCGACCUGCUCGACGCCAUCGAGACGAGCCGGAUGAACGCGCCCCGCCGCGAGGCCCGCCGUGGCAACGGCCCGGGCUGGUGGAGCCUCAACGUCGAGGGCGUCAUGCUGCUGCUCAGAGUCGUUCAGGCGAUCCGGGGCAGGAGGCUGCCAGCGGCUCUGGGUGUGGGCACGAAGAGACCGCGCGAUGAUGGGAACGGAGGCGCCGGGCACGAUGGUCUCAAAGGUGGCAGCGGCGUUGGACCGGCGCUCGGCGGCAGCGGGGCACGUCGGUGGUGCGGCGGGAAGCAGAGGAAGCUGGGGAACACGGUGGGUGCAUGGGGAAGCUCUUGA
Messenger RNA from Triticum dicoccoides, 1188 nucleotides. RefSeq lists its product as uncharacterized. Gene Ontology annotation, cellular component: plasma membrane. The transcript is spliced from 2 exons. The record is from RefSeq and is a predicted model, not a curated record. NCBI's taxonomy places the organism in Eukaryota, Viridiplantae, Streptophyta, Magnoliopsida, Poales, Poaceae. The coding region runs from base 76 to 1188 and encodes 370 amino acids.